Molecule: messenger RNA, 99 nt
Organism: Fusarium verticillioides 7600
Lineage: Eukaryota; Fungi; Ascomycota; Sordariomycetes; Hypocreales; Nectriaceae
Exons: 1
Coding region: 1-99 (32 amino acids)
Source: RefSeq, a predicted model, not a curated record
AUGGGUAUUCUUCAUGCCAAGUGCAUGAUGGAUACGAUGAAGGCCUAUCGUGACUCGUUGAAGAUAAAGAAGGAGGUGGUCGAAAGCAGUGUGCGGUGA